This is a messenger RNA of Ectocarpus sp. CCAP 1310/34, 3040 nucleotides long. The record is from the annotation of a GenBank genome assembly. Lineage: Eukaryota; Phaeophyceae; Ectocarpales; Ectocarpaceae.
CGCGAGCGAGAGACGGGACAGUCGCACCGCCGUCCGCCGAGUGGUUGGCUGACUCUCUAUAGCUUCUGUGUCUUCGCUGUGUUUGUUAUUGGUGGCGUAGAAUAGCUCAGCUGUGAGUGCUGGCUGCUCCCGGCGUAAUACAAAAAGCAGACGGAACCUCUCGCUCUCUCUCAUGAUGUUCGGGUUGUUUGCUGGCACCGACAUGUUACCGACUAGGCUGCUCAGGCUGAUGGGGCCAGCGGCGCUUCUCGCCGCGUGGGUGUGUACUGGACACGCAGCGCAUACGAUCGGCUCUGGGAUCGGUGGCUCAAGGACUGGGCUUCUCCGGCCACUACCGAGUGAAGUUGCAGUUUCGGAAAGCGAAGAUAGGGCAACAGCCGAUGAUGGGCGAGUUCGCUGCUAUGGUCGGGCUCGGUCGGCGCGGAGUCUGUGCGCACGGAUGCGGGGCGGGUCGAUGGCUGAGAACCAAGGGCCUACCGACUACUUGUCCACCCUCCAAGACCAGAGCCAGCCGUGGUGGACAGACGGCAAGAACAAGGCGAAACGAAAGAAGCAGGUUCGUGCUGCUGGUGGGGGGGGGUCGGCGGACAAGAAGAGGACGGCAGGGUCUGCAGUAGCGUCAAGAACAACUAGCUCGUCGAGGGCUGGCUCAUCAUCGCCAUCGUCAUCGUCAGCAACGGCAGAUCUCAGCCCCACGGGAUGGGCUGCCCUGCUCGCCCUUCCCAUCGUAUUCCUCUCCGGCAAGUACAAUACCGACGGCAGCAGCAGCAGGGCGGCAGCGGCAGUAAAAGUCAAACCCGCGGCGGCAAAAAAGGCGAAACCGCCUUCCCAAGCCGUGCAGAAGAAGAAAACGCCUACUGCGCCGAAACCCAAGGCAAAACCGAAGCCUACGCCCGCGCCGGCCAAGAGGAGCGGCCCUCCGGCGGCCAGCAGAGGCGGCGGAGGAGUUGCCGGUGUCGUUGGCGGCGUCUUAGGGAAGCUGGUCCCCGACAACGCCUACCUUCGGUCCCUGUUGAUCGUUGCCAUCGCGGCGCUCGGGAGCGGAGGCCUUCACGCCCUCACCACCAGCAACCUGCUGCGCGCGGCAUGGCCAAUCACCCUGGUUGACCCUUGGCAGGUGCUCGCUGCGUCCGCGUGGGCGUUGAACAUGCGUGCCACGUUCGGCGGCGGCCGGCUGGACGGCAUCGGGCAAAGCGGGAGCUCGGGGACCCGUCCCGUCAGGUUCUUGUCGCCGGCAGGAUGGGCAUUCGCCAUCUGGGGACCCAUAUUCUUCGGCGAAGCGAUUUACGUGGCCUUCCAGCUGAUGCCUCUGCCCUCUAUCCGCGGAUCGUGGUGGCUGUCCGACAUCAGCCCUUGGUUCGCUGGCGCCAUGCUCUUCCAGGCUCUCUGGUGCUUCUCCUUCCGACCGUGGGCGAGGGACAGCGGACUACUCUGGCUGCCGGCGCUGCUGCUGGGGGGCACGGGAGUCGCCCUCGGCGGCGUGCACGGCAUCCUUAGAGAGGCGUGGUUCACCAGCGACAUGAGCGUCCUCCAGUACCUCGCGGUCCACGUCCCCCUCAGCCUCCACUUCGGCUGGAUAUCAUGCGCUACGUUGGUAAACCUGAACGGCUACUUCGCCACGAUAAACAAGCUGUCGAACCGAGUCAAGCUGGGUUUGGCUCUGGGCUCCGUGGUUGCGGCGGUGGCGCUGGGGGUCGCGAUAACCCUCCUCCGGGAGGACCCCAUCUACGCGGCCGUCGUCGCGUGGGCUCUCUGGGCUGUGGGGAGCCCCGCAGGAUGGGACGAGCUCCGGGGCCGUGUGGAGCCGGGCUUGAUCCGGACACAACAAGGCGUAGCGAAGGCCGGUGCCGUCAUCACCGCCGGCGCUGCCUGUAUGCUCGUGGGGCUGUCCCUCAAGGACCUUGUCAUCGGCGCGGGAGGGGGCGACUACGACGAGGACUACUGAUGACGGAUAGCGCCCUCUCUCUCAAGAAACUUGGUAGUUAUGAACUUGAUGCUCUACUUUAUCCCAAAAUCGAGGCCCCAUUUGUGUGAGUGUGGUUGAGAACCCAACAACAUAACGUACGUAGCGGCCAUUUGUCGCCCACAAUAGGAACUAAGUACCCCCGCCCCGGCCAAAGGUAGAGCUUCUUACGCGCUGUCUGUAUUUCAACGACGCCGUAGCACGGGGGAGGCAAAAGUUGUACUGUACACCAUAUGCAUACAUCCGGAGUAUGCUUCACGUCUUUUCUAGACUGUGUUGGGGCUGAUUUCAACAGACUGUUCGUAGAGUCGUUCGAGUGGCUUAAAUACUGAUUUCAGGAUUCAUGUAUUUGGUUUGUCGGUUAGUUCUGACUUUCUGUAGGAAAUAUACAUGUAUAUACCACAUGGCAUGUUUUUCGAAAACAUUUUUUAUCUCGAUGCAGAUGAAUUUGAUGCUUGCAUCUGGCUGUUUGACCCUUCCAUCGAUCACAUUCAGUCAGUAGAUUUGAUUUGCGUUCUCGGCAAUGUGCGGUAACGGAAGGUAGUGCGGAUAUUAGAAGAGUCAGGAUUGGCAAUCAAAAGUUAGGUUUGGCAAUCACGCUGCCGUGUUGAUGGGUGUAUACAAAACUUCACCGUUUCGUGUUCACGCCGUUGUUAGUGCUUGCAAAAAAUGUGAGCCGACAGCAAAAGUGGUUGCUGGCGGAAGUCACAACAACCUGGGUUGUUUCGAAUCAGACUUCUUCGUGGCCACGGCACGCGUCUUGUGUUGGGGGGCCUGUGGAUGGAUAACCUGCGAGCACGCGGCACAACCGGUGGUAAUGCUCAGUUCGCCGAGUUCCGACAAGUGUCGUAGGGAGCUGCACAUUACUGCAGCUUUUCAGUUUUUAGCGCCGGCACGUAUGGGUUACAGAAGAGCCUCUUAUUUUUGGCCGUUUCUCGUUUCUGAAUUCUCUAUUGGAUAGAGACCCACGGUGCCUGUAUACGUCUUACUGUGAGCUUCUUGGCUGAGCACCUGACCAAGUUCAAAUUUAUAUUUUCGAGCCUGAAUUUAUUAACUCCCGGGUACUCAAGUGCGGGU